AUGGCCUUUUUUGCUUCAACACCCGAGUAUGAGACCCAGGAAGCCCACAAGGAAUACACCAAGUAUCAACUCCAGGACUGCAACUUCAUAUAUGAAGAUCCUGAAAAUGAAGAGCAACCCAGCACAUUUUUAUCAGAAUAUAUAUUACACAUUUUCACCUCCCACCUCACUGCAAUAUCUGGGAGAGUGAGGGUUGAUGUGUUGGUCCAGUUUGGGAAGCCUGGAUAUGUGACUGCAUUGGUGCUUGCAGCCGCAGCAGUAAUAAUCUUGAAAGCUGAGCGUGCUCUUGUCCUCGUCCAAGGUCAUCUACUGAUUGAUAGCGACCCCUCCAACAAUGGUGGCAAGACUCACAAGAUUCUGCAAACAAUCAAUGAAGCCAUGAACAAGAUGAGUCACACAGGAAUGGCAUUCUCCUCUGGGAACUGGGAGAUGGACACUAAGGUGUACAUGGAAAGUAUCAAGGAACUGCCAUACUCACGUAUCCAGGAGAUUCUUACUCAUGCUGAAGAGUACAUGAAACACCCACAUCACAAUUAUUGUUCAGUAGUGGAUGAGAGUGGCUCCUCCCAGUCUGUUAACAAGCACGCCCACCUGCGCAUCUGUAAUUUUAUUUUAUUUGUAUUUUUCUUCAUCUGCUAA
Molecule: messenger RNA, 639 nt
Organism: Suillus bovinus
Lineage: Eukaryota; Fungi; Basidiomycota; Agaricomycetes; Boletales; Suillaceae
Exons: 2
Coding region: 1-639 (212 amino acids)
Source: RefSeq, a predicted model, not a curated record